AUGGGCCCAAAUCCUACCGUACCCGAAGAAGGUGGUCCCACCGAUCCGCAAAGUUGGGACGUAGCCGACAUGCCCUCCGAAUGGUACCCCCCUCCUCCUCGUCAAAUUCGCCUUCCUCGUCCUCGUGAGCUUGUUGUCGUUGUUCCCUUUAUCUUCACAGGCGAAAUCCGCAUGACGCCUUGGGGCCUCCAGGGGCGUUACCAACGUGGCGAGGAGCGCUUCUGGCACCCCAAAGUGGGUGACCGAGAAGAUACGACCGAUAUCGGUGUUAUUCGGGGCCAAGUUCUUGGCCGAUGGUUGCGAGACUGGGAUAAGUUUAACGAAAACCAGUCACCUAGGUCUGACAGCGAUAGACAUCUCAGGAGGAUGUCAAUGUCAAUUGGUGGCUACUCACAUCCCCUCUCUGAAUAUCCUCCAGGACGCGGGCAUAUUCUUUGCGAUCUGGACUGGGACAUGGCAGAAAGAGCUGACAGCGACGGCACAAGCGGGCACUCUGUGAUCUCGAGCCCAAAGACACAACAUAAAUCUAGUCCUUAUCGUUUUGACCAGCUGCCUGCUGAAGUGUGGAAGAUGAUCGUGGCGUUCCUUGUACCUGUCGGCUGUGCCUACUGCUUUAUCACGUUUGACUACCUCCUCUACCCGUCUGCCGAAGGAAAUGACCUUGCCGGAGCCAGAUUCUGCUCUCUUGUCCAACUGAUGAUUCCUGUCUGGCCCACAGCAAGAUCAUCGGACUUCUUCAGCCCCGCUCCUCCAGUCGUGCGAGGCUCCGCGCACAUGGCAGUUGCAAACACCAACCGAUUCUUUCAAGACCUAGUCUACGAGCGGUUCUUCGGCGGAAACUCGUUCAUCUUACAUCAGACCACGUCGCGAAUCCUCUUCAGCUGGACUAGGUCGGAGGAUUUCAAUCGAUGGCAAUCAUGGUCUCGCAUCAUUACCCACUCCGAGCCGGAUGAUGAACCGGGCAAGGCCCCUUUCGGGCUCCUUGGACCUCUCGGCCCCCGCGCAGCAAAAUAUUUGAGAAAAGGUCCGCCUGGUUAUUGCCUCUCCUCCCACCGAAAAUGGCGACGUCGAGGCAAUGACCAAGCGCGCCGAUAUGGUUGA
Messenger RNA from Sordaria macrospora k-hell, 1101 nucleotides. RefSeq lists its product as uncharacterized. The record is from RefSeq and is a predicted model, not a curated record. NCBI's taxonomy places the organism in Eukaryota, Fungi, Ascomycota, Sordariomycetes, Sordariales, Sordariaceae.